UUUUGGGUUCUAUUUUCAGGCAACUAUCAGGAAAGAUGCAGAGUAUAAUUACUGUGUGUAUGAAUCAGAUAUUGCAACUGGCUUAGGUGUGGGUUCAUUCUUAUUCCUUUUGGCUAGUCAGCUAAUCAUAAUGUUGGCAAGCCGAUGUUUAUGUUGUGGGAGGGCGCUGCGACCAGGAAAGUCAAGAGCAUGGGCUAUUCUUUUAUUUAUCACCUGCUGGGUCACCUUCUUUAUUGCCGAAGUGUGCUUACUGGCGGGUUCCGUUAGAAAUGCCUACCAUACAAAGUAUAGGACUUACUUGACACAACAUCCCCCGUCCUGUGAGGUUUUGAGAAAGGGAGUCUUUGGUGCUGGCGCUGCUUUUAUUGUUUUCACUGGCAUUGUCUCUGAGCUUUUCUACGUCAGCUACUCCAAGGCAGAUGAAGGAUCCAUUCCUCCUAGAAUGGAUGGUGGCAUAAGGAUGAACGCGUUCAAGUGAACCAAUUGAGGAAAAGGAAACUUUGGUUUUACACUCACAAAACUUUGCAUUGACCUUGAAUGCGUGGAAUUAUGAAGACGUUAUAUUGGUUAUGUGGUAUACUUAACCCUGAUCGGUUGGUGAUUUGAUUUACUGAGUUAGAGAUUCUAAUUAUGUGUCGUGACUUAUGUGCAUCCUUCAUCAUAAACCAAAAUUGUUGAGUAGGGAUAUAGAUUUAGAUAGGUAUUGCUUGCUACUCGUUAUUUCUUAUGUACAAUGUUGUAGAACAGGGUUUUGCUUGGAGGAAAACUGCGAUGUCCCCCUUAGAAACUAGGAUUGAUUCUAUUAUUCCUGCUGCCAUUUUCCAUUCUGUGCUAGCAUAUUCAUUAUAAUCUAGGUUUUCUCGGACUUGUCUGAUUCUGCUGUUUCUGGUUCAUAUUCUCCGCUGGAACAAUUAGAACAGAAUGGAAUUUCUUCGACUUCACUCA
This is a messenger RNA of Nicotiana tabacum (common tobacco), 945 nucleotides long. The record is from RefSeq and is a predicted model, not a curated record. NCBI's taxonomy places the organism in Eukaryota, Viridiplantae, Streptophyta, Magnoliopsida, Solanales, Solanaceae.